ACACGCACACACACAAUCUCCAGCCGCAGAGAUACCCGCUCCUGCUAAUCACAAGGAUCUGGUGGGAUGGAGGGGGGUUGACGUGUCCCCACAAGAAGCUCACGAUUCUGUCCGCUCAGGGCAUACCGCCGCCAGCCUGCCUCCAGCCGAGCUACGCCUCCUCCCUGGAGCCCUGACGCACCCAUGACUCCCGACCCUCGGCUCUGCCUCCUCGCUGGCCCGACCCACCGUCCGGGGGAACCCUGGACCCUGCUGCCCUUGAUGCAUGGAGCCCAGUGAGACUCGAACAGGAACGAACAUGUUCAUUUGGUGGAUUUUACUGCAAGGAUUUUGGAGCGUUUAUGGGGAACUUCCUUUUAUUUCGGAGAAUAAUGCAGCCAUGUUGGUCAAUUGGAACGCAGUCGACGGAAAUAAGAAGUUGUUUGCAAUUUACGACACAAGUGUCAAUGAACCAGGGAACAUGUCUUUUGUGAAAGAGACUGUGGAUAAACUGCUGAAGGGCUAUGAUAUCCGUUUGCGUCCAGACUUCGGAGGGACCCCUGUUGCAGUUGGCAUGAGUAUAGAUGUGGCGAGCAUAGACAUGGUGUCCGAAGUAAACAUGGACUACACGUUGACCAUGUACUUCCAGCAGUAUUGGAGGGACAAGCGGCUGGCCUACGUGGGGAUUCCCCUUAACCUAACCCUGGACAACCGGGUGGCUGACCAGCUCUGGGUGCCCGACACCUAUUUCCUCAACGACAAGAAGUCGUUUGUCCACGGGGUGACUGUGAAGAACCGUAUGAUCCGGCUGCAUCCUGAUGGAACCGUUCUCUAUGGCCUGAGGAUAACGACAACAGCAGCCUGUAUGAUGGACCUGCGGCGCUAUCCCCUGGACGAACAGAACUGCACUCUGGAAAUUGAGAGCUAUGGCUACACGACGGACGACAUCGAGUUCUACUGGAAGGGGGGAGACAGCGCCGUGACGGGGGUGACGCGCAUCGAGCUGCCCCAGUUCUCCAUCGUGGACUACAAGCUGGUGUCCAGAAAUGUGGUCUUCUCCACAGGUGCCUAUCCACGCCUGUCUCUGAGCUUCAAGCUGAAGAGGAACAUCGGCUACUUCAUCCUGCAGACCUACAUGCCCUCCAUCCUGAUCACCAUCCUGUCCUGGGUCUCCUUCUGGAUCAACUACGACGCCUCGGCUGCCAGAGUGGCACUGGGCAUCACCACCGUGCUCACCAUGACUACCAUCAACACCCACCUGAGGGAGACCCUCCCCAAGAUCCCCUACGUGAAGGCCAUCGACAUGUACCUGAUGGGCUGCUUCGUCAUGGUCUUCCUGGCCCUGCUGGAGUACGCCUUCGUCAACUACAUCUUCUUCGGACGGGGCCCUCAGAUGCAGAAGAAGCUGGCCGAGAAGGCUGAGAGGGUCAACAACGAGAGGGCCAAGUACGACUCCAACAAGGAAGGGGGUAGUAAAACGUCUUCUCUUAAGCGGUCCAAUCAGGUAAAAGGUCUUCGCCAUUCGCGCUCGGCAGAGCCUCACGGGAACAUCCUGCUGACAACCCUGGAAAUCCACAACGAGGUGGCAGGAAAUGAGGUCACCACCAGCUUGGCCGACAUGAGGAACUCCACGUCCAUGAGCCUGGACAGCACCGGGGUGCAGUGCCGGAAGCAGAGCACGCGGUCCAGCCGCCACAGCCUGGACCGGCAUGCCCAGCUGAAGAGGACUCGCCUGCGAAGACGCUCCUCACAGCUCAGGAUCAAAAUCCCGGACCUAACAGACGUUAACGCCAUCGACCGGUGGUCGCGCAUCAUCUUCCCCUCUGUCUUCUCACUUUUCAAUCUCAUCUAUUGGAUGUACUACGUCUAAUUGACACGUUUGUUUAUUUUUAGAUGUUGUUGUUGAUGUUUUUUUUUUCUGAUCUCCUUUCAUCAUUGCUUUUACGUGAUAGGAAAGGUUUUACUGUGGAAAAGAACUGCCUCCUCACAGCAUGAACAGCAUACUUGGGCCUGCUUGUCAAAGUGCGUACAAAGUAUUUGCAGUCUGAUUCACACUUUUGUUGACUUUUCACAUUUUAUACGGAACUUUGUGUUAAAAUGCACUGAGAAUCGGGACAUUCCAUACCCUUUGCCCAUUCAGUAACUAACAAACUAAAAGCACAACCUGAGAAAGGAAUUUGUUAAAGGGGCAAAAACAUCCAAUCAGCAUGGUUGGAAAAAACCUUGCAAGUGCAGAAGAUCUUGUUGUUAUAUUUGUACCCCAUUAUAUGCAUCAUGAAUGUGCAUUGUUUUCAGCCAUUUUAAAUGAGUGGUUCAUAAAGAAAAAAAGUUGUGUAAUUUUUGACUUACCAAGGCACCUUGAUUUAUACUGUAUUUCUAGGUAGUGAUUUCCUUGGUAAGUGAAAAUAAGGUAACAUUGUUUAUUUGUUGAACCAUUCCUUUGAUCACAAAUGAAUGAAUUUCUUCUUUUGCCUUCUGCACAUACAGAAUAUGACUUUUACAGUGAAGUGGUCCUGUUUAUGUGUGUUUUUUUUAUUUAUAGUGUAUUAUUAAAAUACUUAUUGUUAUUGACUAAAUAAUCGACACUAUAAUGAUAUAUUAUCCUGGUUGAUCUUUUAAAAAUGGUUUUGCGGUAUUUUACUGUUGAUCAUGAAAUUGACUCAGGUUGGAUUUAUCUAUUUGGCUGGGCAUUCAGUAAAACAUUCCGAUGAUAAGAAGUCUUCAAUGAAUACAUGUUCCUACUGAUAUUGUGGUAUUGCAUUUACACUCUAUUUAUCAAAUAGUUUCCAUAAGAAAUACUUAAUAAAAUCCACUGCCAAGGGCCUUUGACUGUAAUUUGAGUGUGUGAAAUAUGAUAUUUUUGUAAGAUUUGACUAUUGUACUGUAGAAAAACUCUACUCCAAAACUUAUCUCGACAUUCCAAGAGAGUGCCCUGAUGUAAGGUUUUACUGUUCUUUCUGACUGAAGGUUUUGUUGUACAUUUUGAUUGGUAUUUAUUAAUGAAUUGACUGCAAUUGUACAUAUGUGUAUACAGUAUAUAAAACUGAAAAUAAAAAUGAUCAUAUAUUCAGCAUAUUUAUUAGAUAGAUAUAUAUACAUUGUAUUUAUAUUUGCUGAGUGAAAAUAUAUAUGCAUUUGCUGGAUAUGCGACCAUUUUUACUUUUGGAUACUUAAUGCUUUUUUGUUCUACAUGACAAUAUAAAUUAAAUAAGAGUCAAAAAUAUUCUGAAAUUGACUAAGAUGCUAUUUAGAGUUACAAUACCUGCAUUCCAUUACUCUGACUUUCCAAGUUUAGAAUUCUGUGUCAUGUACUGCUACAACUAUCUCCUGGUGUAUCGUUUCAUAGUAGCACACAAGGUGAAUGCAGUGUUUGACGGGAAACACAUUACUGCAUGCAUGGUGUGUCCCUGCAUUCCUGGGUUUAGAAUAACAUUGAAUGUAUGAAUUAUGUUCAGGAGAAGGAUAACCAACCGUGAUUGUUUCUCUAACCUAACAAGCUUUCUUUUCUGGGCAAUGAAAUACGUGACAUAUCACUCACAUUGGUAGAGAGAGAGAGAGAGAGAGAGAGAGAGAGAGAGAGAGAGAGAG
Osmerus eperlanus (European smelt) is the source of this 3567-nucleotide messenger RNA. RefSeq names its product gamma-aminobutyric acid receptor subunit beta-3. Gene Ontology annotation, molecular function: neurotransmitter receptor activity; chloride channel activity; GABA-A receptor activity. The record is from RefSeq and is a predicted model, not a curated record. Lineage: Eukaryota; Metazoa; Chordata; Actinopteri; Osmeriformes; Osmeridae. Gene Ontology annotation, cellular component: GABA-A receptor complex; plasma membrane; neuron projection. The transcript has 11 exons. Gene Ontology annotation, biological process: nervous system process; chemical synaptic transmission; signal transduction. Bases 266 to 1849 code for a protein of 527 amino acids.